UUUUUUCUCGUGUUCGUUGUUGCUAGUAUUGUUUAGAAUGUUUUCGUUGCCGUUGUGCAACUUUGUUGUGCGACUCUUUCGCAAUUUGCAAGUUUUGGCUCACGGCUCUCUUAAAGCUUGACUUUGUGGUUUUUUUUUUUUUGAUGUUGUUGCUAUUGCUGUAGGUUUUUUCGCACAAUCAAACAUUUCGCCAAAAAUUAAGCAUAACAAAGAACUAAAUCAAAAAAAUUCUUGACUGCUGCACUUAAAUCGUAAACGAAGCUAAGCUUUUGUAUUGUGCUGGAAACCGUUUUGGCCCUGCGUCUAAAUUUUGAAACAAAAAUCUCUCUUUGGCUUUGCUCUUCUAGCCAUAACAAAAAAGCUUCUACAUGAUGUCGUCGGAUCAACAGUUCUUUUUAAAAUGGAACGAUUUUCAAACAAAUAUGGUGACCUCGUUCCGUCACUUGCGCGAUGAGAAAAGUUUUACAGAUGUAACACUUGCCUGCGAAGGUCAAACCUGCAAAGCACACAAAAUGGUGCUCUCAGCUUGCAGUCCCUACUUCAAGGCGCUAUUGGAGGAGAAUCCAUCAAAGCAUCCCAUUAUUAUACUGAAAGAUGUGUCCUACAUACACCUGCAGGCCAUCCUCGAGUUUAUGUAUGCCGGCGAAGUGAAUGUGUCGCAAGAACAACUACCGGCAUUCCUUAAAACCGCCGAUCGUCUCAAAGUGAAAGGUCUGGCAGAGACACCAAGUUCAAUAAAGCGGGAGGGUUGAUGAUAUUUAAGCAAUUAAAA
Molecule: messenger RNA, 772 nt
Organism: Drosophila busckii
Lineage: Eukaryota; Metazoa; Arthropoda; Insecta; Diptera; Drosophilidae
Gene: lolal
Product: longitudinals lacking protein-like
Exons: 4
Coding region: 369-752 (127 amino acids)
Biological process (GO): regulation of transcription by RNA polymerase II
Cellular component (GO): nucleus
Molecular function (GO): protein binding
Source: RefSeq, a predicted model, not a curated record